Messenger RNA from Balaenoptera ricei (Rice's whale), 3654 nucleotides. It is a transcript of the gene ANKH, whose product is annotated as ANKH inorganic pyrophosphate transport regulator. Gene Ontology annotation, biological process: phosphate ion transmembrane transport. The record is from RefSeq and is a predicted model, not a curated record. Gene Ontology annotation, molecular function: phosphate transmembrane transporter activity. The transcript has 12 exons. Gene Ontology annotation, cellular component: membrane. Bases 338 to 1816 code for a protein of 492 amino acids. NCBI's taxonomy places the organism in Eukaryota, Metazoa, Chordata, Mammalia, Artiodactyla, Balaenopteridae.
UCCGGGCCCCAGAGCGCUUAUAAUGGAGCCGCUGUCAGCGGAACCUUCUGCCGCCGCCGCCGCCGCCGCCGCCGUCCCUCCUCUUUUUUUUCCCGACAGAUCUUUGUUGUGUGGGAGGGCAGCAGGGAUGGACUUGAGCUUGCGGAUCUCCUGCUAGAGCAGCCGCGCUUGGAGAGGGCGCCGCAGCCGCGACGAGGAGCCGCCGCCGCCGCCCCGAGACCCCGCCGGUCCCGGCCUCCGUCCGCCCGCGCCCCCGCCCGGCCUUCUCGGCCCGCGCCUCCCGGCAGAGUCUCCUCCCGGCGGCAGAUGUGUGUGGGGUCCGCCCACGGCGGGGACUAUGGUGAAAUUCCCGGCGCUCACGCACUACUGGCCCCUGAUCCGGUUCCUGGUGCCCCUGGGCAUCACCAACAUAGCCAUCGACUUCGGGGAGCAGGCCUUGAACCGGGGCAUUGCUGCUGUCAAGGAAGAUGCAGUGGAGAUGCUGGCCAGCUACGGGCUGGCCUACUCCUUGAUGAAGUUCUUCACGGGGCCCAUGAGUGACUUCAAGAAUGUGGGCCUGGUGUUUGUGAACAGCAAGCGGGACAGGACCAAAGCUGUCCUGUGCAUGGUGGUGGCUGGUGCCAUAGCUGCUGUCUUCCACACCCUCAUAGCAUAUAGUGACUUAGGCUACUACAUCAUCAAUAAAUUGCACCAUGUGGAUGAGUCAGUGGGGAACAAAACGAGAAGGGCCUUCCUGUAUCUUGCUGCCUUCCCUUUUAUGGAUGCAAUGGCAUGGACCCAUGCUGGCAUUCUCUUAAAACACAAAUACAGUUUCCUGGUCGGAUGUGCCUCAAUCUCAGAUGUCAUAGCUCAGGUCGUUUUUGUCGCCAUUUUGCUUCACAGUCAUCUGGAAUGCAGGGAGCCUCUGCUCAUCCCCAUCCUGUCCUUGUACAUGGGCGCCCUUGUGCGCUGCACUGCCCUGUGCCUGGGCUACUACAAGAACAUCCACGACAUCAUCCCGGACAGGAGUGGGCCGGAGCUGGGGGGAGAUGCAACAAUAAGAAAGAUGCUGAGCUUCUGGUGGCCUUUGGCUCUCAUCUUGGCUACACAGAGAAUCAGUAGGCCUAUCGUCAACCUCUUUGUUUCCCGGGACCUUGGUGGCAGUUCUGCAGCUACGGAGGCCGUGGCAAUUUUGACAGCCACAUACCCCGUGGGUCACAUGCCAUAUGGCUGGUUGACGGAAAUCCGUGCUGUCUACCCUGCUUUUGACAAGAAUAACCCCAGCAAUAAGCUGGUGAGUACAAGCAACACAGUCACUGCAGCACACAUCAAGAAGUUCACGUUCGUCUGCAUGGCCUUGUCGCUGACGCUCUGUUUUGUGAUGUUCUGGACCCCCAAUGUUUCCGAGAAAAUUUUGAUAGACAUCAUUGGCGUGGACUUUGCCUUCGCAGAACUCUGCGUUGUUCCCUUGCGAAUCUUCUCCUUCUUCCCGGUUCCAGUCACCGUGAGGGCCCAUCUCACCGGGUGGCUGAUGACCCUGAAGAAGACCUUCGUCCUGGCCCCCAGCUCCGUGCUGCGGAUCAUCGUGCUCAUCACCAGCCUCGUGGUCCUGCCCUACCUGGGGGUACACGGAGCCACCCUGGGCGUGGGCUCCCUCCUCGCGGGGUUUGUGGGAGAAUCCACCAUGGUCGCCAUAGCAGCGUGCUACGUCUAUCGGAAACAGAAAAAGAAGAUGGAGAACGAGUCGGCCGCCGAGGGGGAGGACUCGGCGAUGACGGACCUGCCUCCCGCAGAGGAGGGCACGGACGUCGUGGAGAUGCAGGAGGAGCGCGACUGAGGCGCGGCCCCCCCCCCCCCGGGCGCUGCAGGGACGGCCGAGAUGACACUUCCGCGUCAUCCGCUCUCCCGUCGUGUUUUGUUCCGCUUUCGUCUUUGGUUUUCGUUUGGGUAAUGAAAGAGGCCUUGAUCUUAAGGCUUCACGGCCACUCUGGCACACUGGGUGUGCCCACGCUGAUGUGAAGACCUGCAGAAUGGUCUCGCCGUUGCUUUGUGGAAACAAACCAAACGACUGACUUCAUGCCCCCGCUCCGUGAGAACCCCGAAGACAUAGCUGCCUCGUAGCCCACGUUGCCUCCCCACCCCCUCGGACAGUCUCCCCUUGGAACCAAAGGGCCGCGGCUGUGCCGUCCAUCGCCCCUCAGACACCACCGGCCGGCAGGCCACAGACUGACCCUGUCCCCUUGCAUCGCUCUCGAGAACCAACAGGUGACAACUCGGCUUUCUUUGGUCGGCUUCCCAGUAACGUGACUGUGUCAGGAGAUGUGGCUCAGAGGCAUUGCACCGUGGAUGCGACGUGUGAACGCGCUGGACCGGUGGACGGCCGGAAGUAAUCUCCCGUGGGAAGGUGUGAGGUGCCUUGGGGGCAGAAACUGACACAUGCAAACGCUAGCACUUCACCUCGCCUCUUCCUAGAUUUGAAUGCGCGCUCACUUUCAGGCCCUGUCCUGUACAUACGUGAGCUGCCUUGCUAAAGUUGUCCCGAAGCGCAUCUCCCGGUUGCCGCGUCCUUGGGCAUGACUUUCCCUGAAGGCUUGUUUUUCCACUCGCCUUUCCUGAAGAUGGCACUAGAGCAAGGGAAACGGACGGAGCAUUCUAACUUUACGUUUUAGUUUUUAAAGUGAACUGAAGCUUUAAGUCAUAAUCUAGCAUUCUAAUGCCAGGUUGCUGCAUCAUCACUUUGGAAGUAGAUUUAUGACCUGGUCCCGCCGUUCUUAGUCCUAACCUUGCGGCGCAGGUAAUUCCGAGUGUACUUCUGUACUCCCCUCUCACACCACACGAGAAAGCAAGACAUUUUAUAAACAAUAGCAAAGUCACUAUGUGAUAUUCCCUGAAAUGACACAUUUGAAAUCCAUUUAGUGCAGUAUAUUUUUCUAAGUUUUGGAAAGCGGGUUUUUUCUUUAAAAAAAUUAUGGACACGGUUCACUAAAUUCUUGAUUUAGUCAAAAUUCCUAGACUGAAAGAACCUAAACACAAAAAUAUUUUAAAGAUAUAAAUAUAUACUGUAUAUGUUAUGUAAUUUAUUUUAGGCUAUGAUACAUUUCCUAUUUUCGCAUUUUCAAUAAAAUGUCUCUAAUACAAUACGGUGACAGCUCGUGUGCUCAACAUACCUGCAGUUGAAACGUAUUGUACCGAUGAACAGUGUGUCUUGUUUGCAGCAGUUUUACAGUCUCUCAUUUGUAUAUAAAUGUAAGGGUCAGUAAAUGACAAGAGAACUAUUUUUCAUUAUGAGCAACAGGGGUAUAAAUGGGUCAGCUGAUGUAGACAAUAGUGGGAGUGGAAAUAUAUGCUAGAAGGGCAAAAAAGAAAGAAGAAGUCCAGCUUUUUGCGUUUAUUGCUUUCAGUGCCGUGUAAUCAGAUUGUUCCUCAUAGAAAAAAGAAUGUAAAGGCUCGGAGUCAGCCAUGAAUAUCACAGGGUUCGUUCACAUGUCUGGACACCCAGUGACCCCUGGGGGACAAAUCCUCACGUGCUUCCUCUGAGCGGUUUUUCCGCUGAGAAUUAAGAUGUGUUGCUUUGGGGUGGUUUCAGGGGCAGAUCUGAGAAGAUGGGGAAAAAAUCUAAUUGUAUCGGCUUUUUUAAAGUACAUGACUAGAAAAUUAAACAGCAGUAUUUUUUAA